AUGUCUAUAUCAACAAAUCUGUCGGUUAUCAACUUUACACCGUAUGACUGGACUCAGAUAGGAAGAUCAAAAACAGCAGGACUGACAGAAUGGACUUUUCCAAAAAGCCUUGCAUCAGGGCAGGCAUAUGAUGCUGAGAUCGUAGUGAGUAAACCAGCUCAAGCGGAAGCGCAAUGGCCCUUCACUUGGAACGACGGCGCAAACCCGGUCGCCAACCUCACACUUGCGGUCUCCGGCAGCUCGUACUCAAUCAACGCCGCCCUCGAUGAAUACAGUACCGAGCACAACCCUAAAGGUUCUGUCGUGAACAUCCCCUUGACCAACGAGGCAUGGUCUCCUUUCAUCCUGGUUGGCAACGAGAGCAACCUAGCCGGAAAUAACCCUCCGAUCGAUUGGAUGGCACAGAAUCUGCCGUACAUCGGAUGCUUGACACUCCAGGACAUGGUGAUUCCAGGCUCCCACGACGCAGGGAUGUCCGAGAUCAACUAUCCGCGCGAAGGAACCGCUGCCAACAGUCAAACCCAGACGUUGAAUAUCACGGGACAAUUGCAAGCAGGUAUUCGGUAUUUCGACAUCCGCCCCACGAUAUCACACGGCCAAUUCUAUACUGGGCACUAUACAGACGAACUCGGUGCCAACGGCGAAUCGAUCGCCGACAUCAUUUCUGACAUUAACCGAUUCACAGCCAAGGGCAACAAGGAACUCGUCAUCCUCGAGCUGAGCCACACCAUGGACACGGACUCGUCGUACCAGGCCUUCAGUGACUCCCAGUACGGCAGUCUAUUGUCUCAAAUCCGCACGAAUACAAAGCACCUAUACACGGGCCACGGGUCCGACGUCCUCACUAAGUUACCCCUGUCCGACUUCAUCAGCAACUCUGCGGCAGUGGUAAUAGUCUGCGACGAACGAAACACAAGCUGGCUCGCGGCCAAUGGAUUCCAAAAUAAGGGGUUCUACUCGAGCUCCCAGUUCCCCGUGUAUAAUAAUUACGCCGAUACUACGGACCUAGCCACCAUGCAAAAGGAUCAGUACACCAAGCUUGUUGCCCAGACCAAGACCCCGGACAAUGCCGCCCAACUGUUCCUGCUGUCGUGGACGUUUACUCAAAGCAUCAUCGAUGCGGUUGGAUUGGGAGGGGACACUCUGCGCCAGUCGGCGACGCUGUUCAAUGGAUUUCUGGCCCAAGUUGGUGGCGCUGUGCCGUACACUGGGCCUGUUACCUGGGUCGCGGAUAAGGCAGGGCUGCCUAAUAUUAUCUUGAUUGAUAAUGUUCCGACUAAUAAUAGGUUUUUGACGGCCAUGGCUAUUGGUUUGACAAGGUUCUAUGGAACGCAAUGUUAG
Messenger RNA from Exophiala viscosa, 1341 nucleotides. Its product is annotated as PLC-like phosphodiesterase. The coding region runs from base 1 to 1341 and encodes 446 amino acids. NCBI's taxonomy places the organism in Eukaryota, Fungi, Ascomycota, Eurotiomycetes, Chaetothyriales, Herpotrichiellaceae. Gene Ontology annotation, molecular function: phosphoric diester hydrolase activity. The record is from RefSeq and is a predicted model, not a curated record. Gene Ontology annotation, biological process: lipid metabolic process. The transcript has 2 exons.